Macrosiphum euphorbiae (potato aphid) is the source of this 1125-nucleotide messenger RNA. NCBI's taxonomy places the organism in Eukaryota, Metazoa, Arthropoda, Insecta, Hemiptera, Aphididae. The record is from the annotation of a GenBank genome assembly.
AUGUCAAAUGCCAGAAGAAAAUAUGAUCUCAUUAACAGUAAUACUAGUCUAAGUGAAAGUUGUUCAGCAGGAGAUUCUUUGGAGGAUUCCAGUUCUUUGUACUCAUCUUCUUGUGAUGAAGAACUUUCAAUGCGUAAAUAUAUGAGAAAUAUCAAAAAAUCAACUCAACAUAUACGCUAUGAAACUUCACGUCAUUUGAAACCUAUAAAAGUUACUAAAAUUAAUUUGAAAACCCUUGAUGAAGAUUUAUAUCUUCGCUUAAGUCGAAAAAUAAUCUUGAAAAACUGUAGCAAAGUAUCGUGUUCUUUUUUGACUUCUGAUCAAAAUUUGGUUAUUGCUGGUUCAGUAGAUGCUUUGAUUUAUUUAUGGGAGAGAGAUAAUGAACAAUCAGUAUCAGAAGAAUCUCAUGAUGUUCUACAUACCAUUGGAAAUAUAAAUUCCAGCAAUUUUGCAUCAUCAGUACAAGGAAACAAUUUAGUUGAAUAUUUUGAGAAAAGUAAAGCAUUUAUAUUACGUGGACAUGGUGGACCUAUAUUUGAUUUAGCUGAAUUGCCAUCAGCUAAAAUCCUGCUUAGUGCAUCUGAUGACAAAACCUACAGAGCUUGGGACUUGAGAACUAAACUGUGUAUAGAAAUAUACAAUGAACAUGAACAUAGGACAUGGUGUAUUGCUGCCAGUCCAUAUAGCUUGCAAGUGGCCACAGGAUCAUGUGAGGGCGCUAGCUGUUUAUGGUUUUUGAACUAUAAACGUCCGUUAAGAAUGUUUAUGGGUCAUCUCGAUGAUAUUUUGGUUCUAAAAUUCCAUCCAAAUCAAGUGUUCUUAGCUACUGGUUCAUCAGAUAAAACUGUCAGAGUGUUUGAGCUAACAACUGGUGACUGUCAUAGAGUUUUAAUGGGACACACCGAUUAUAUCACCUGUUUAGAAUUUAAUACUGAAAAUUUUAAUUAUCUAGCAUCCGCUGCUGGUAACGGAGAAAUAAUAGUAUGGGAUGUGCCAUCUGGUGAAAUAGUAUGGAGAAUUGGAGUUGGUAAAGUGUUAUUUUCGGAUCUGGUGUGGAUAACAAAAGAUGUAUUAUUAGCUUCAUUGACUACUGGUGUUGUCUUAAAAUGUGACACUACACUGUAA